Pyrus x bretschneideri (Chinese white pear) is the source of this 1756-nucleotide messenger RNA. RefSeq names its product probable galacturonosyltransferase-like 4. The coding region runs from base 128 to 1192 and encodes 354 amino acids. The record is from RefSeq and is a predicted model, not a curated record. The transcript has a single exon. Lineage: Eukaryota; Viridiplantae; Streptophyta; Magnoliopsida; Rosales; Rosaceae. Gene Ontology annotation, molecular function: glycosyltransferase activity. Gene Ontology annotation, cellular component: Golgi apparatus.
AUAUCAAUCAUUAACCUCUAACCUCUCCCCUAAACCUUCUCUCAACCAGCCUAUGGCCACCACUCUCCCUGGUCCUCCUCUUCUUCCUUGAUCCCCUCCACCACCUUUUUCUACCAUCAAGGGCAGGAUGGCCGUCUCAUCGACAUCUCAUGGCCUCCUGUCUAUCCUCCUCCUCAUCCUCAUCCACCUUCUCGUCUUCCUCCAUUGCCCCACCCAUGUUGCUGCCACCACAGGCAUCCGCCUUGGCAUCAUCAGGAAACCUUCUCCGAAUGUUGCCAUCUUUCGAGAAGCACCAGCUUUCCAAAACAUGGAUGCCUGCGAGCAUGCAGAGAAAAUUCACAUUGCUAUGACACUAGACUCCAAUUACCUAAGAGGUACCAUGGCGGCCAUGCUUUCAAUACUACAGCACUCGAUGUGCCCAGGGAUUGUUGAGUUCCACUUUCUCUGGGCACGGUUCGACCCCGAGGUGCUCUCCAACAUCCAAUCCACCUUCCCCUACCUCAACUUCAAUGUCUACCGCUUCGAUUCGAAUAGGGUACGUGGGAAAAUAUCAAAGUCGAUACGCCAAGCCUUGGACCAACCCUUAAACUAUGCACGUAUUUACCUAGCCGACAUACUUCCAGUUGAUGUGAAGAGGGUUCUAUACCUAGACUCGGACCUUGUGGUUGUGGAUGACGUGGCAAAGUUAUGGAAGGUUGACUUGCAAGGCAAGGUAUUGGCAGCGCCAGAAUAUUGCCAUGCAAACUUCACCCAAUAUUUCACAAAAUCGUUCUGGUCCGACAGUGAAAUGUCCAAAACGUUUGAGGGCAGAAAUCCUUGCUAUUUCAACACAGGGGUGAUGGUGGUGGAUGUGGAUAAAUGGAGACAAGGUGAGUGCACUAAGAAAAUGGAGGAGUGGAUGGUGGUGCAGAAGCAAAAGCGAAUUUACCAUUUGGGGUCUUUGCCGCCAUUUUUGUUGGUUUUGGCGGGAGACAUCACAGCCGUUCAUCACAGGUGGAAUCAACAUGGACUCGGUGGGGACAAUCUCGAAGGCAAGUGUAGGAGUUUGCAUCCUGGCCCUAUAAGCCUAUUGCAUUGGAGUGGGAAGGGCAAACCCUGGUUGAGGUUAGAUUCAAGAAAGCCCUGCACCGUUGAUCAUCUGUGGGCCCCCUAUGAUCUCUACCGUUCAUCAGCUCAUCAUUUUGAAGAAUGAGAUGAUGAGAUCAAUGGUGGGAAAAGCAAGAAGGUGAAAAAUAGUUUUGGACUAUGAAAUUUGGGUCAGUGGGGAUAAGGGAGUUUGAUUAACUAGAAGAGCAAGAAGGUGAAAAAAACGGUCAAUGGGUAGGUUGCUAUCCUUUUUCUUUUUACCCUUUGAUUUUUAUCUUAGACCAAGUAAAAAAAAUAAAGGAAAAGUAUAGAAAGGAAAGUAAAACUGUGGGGAGUAAACUAAUUUGGGUUAAGGCUGGUUAAUUGCAAGUAGGGCAUAUUUCGUACUUAGAGGAAACACAUGGAGGAGGAAGAAGACCACAUAAUGUUAUCAGCAUAGCUUUUGACCGCCGGAAGAUCCUCUUACCAGAGUUUUAUGGCGGCCCUCAACAGUAUUUGUUUAAAUACGAAAUUAUGUCUCCAAAUCCAGUUUAGUGUAUAAUUAAGUUUAUUUAGCCUAACAAUUUGUUGAUACAUCGUUGUUUUUUCAUUUUUAAUAUAGUUUUUCUUGUACUUCUUGUAGCAUCUUAUAGUUUGAUGAGAUGAAGCAAUUGAGACUCCAAAAUUACUU